AUGGUGGAAGAAAAAACAAAUGAAUCACUUUUCGAAAAGUCGUUGAAGAAGAUGUUGGGGUUCUUGAAAAAGUGUUUUGGUAGGAAGGUUAAGCCUGAAGAAAACGAAGCUCCAUCUAAGGUAUAUGAUGUGGACUCGUACGACGCAACAUUUGCGAUUACGAAGGCUAUACUCAGACUUGUUGGUCUACGAAUCACCAGAGAUGAUUCUACUUUUGCCAGGUUACUCUGGAACAUCUUCUACUGGUUUGAAUUCGGCAACCUGUUUGUGGUGACUUGGCUGGAGCUGAUCAAUAUGGCGAAGACGGCGAGAGGAGGAUCCUUCCAGGAUGCCGUCGAGAUAUUCCGUAUGAUGCCUUGCGUCGGUUAUCUGCUGUUGGCCAUGGCGAAGUCCUACAAGAUGGUGUACCAGCGUCCAGUUUAUGAGAACCUGGUGAAUGAGCUGCGCAGCAUGUGGCCGAGGGGUGAAGUGUCGGAUGAAGAGCAUCAAAUCAUCAGCUCCGCUCUGCGACACCUCAAUUAUGUUAUACAAGGGUACUACUGGUGCAACAACGCCCUCCUGGUGAUCUUUCUAUCCCCACCGUUCGUUGAGAUAUUGAAGAUAGCGAUGGGCCACGACACACCGCUCAUACUCCCAUUCUUCUACUGGUUCCCCUUCGAUCCUUUCCAAAGAGGUUAUUAUGAGGUCAUCUUGGCUGCUCAAACCUGGCAUGGCCAACGUUCAAGGCAUACAAGACUGCAACAUUAUCAUGAUGAGCUGUCAAAAGACGACAGUAAUUAA
This is a messenger RNA of Spodoptera exigua (beet armyworm), 780 nucleotides long. NCBI's taxonomy places the organism in Eukaryota, Metazoa, Arthropoda, Insecta, Lepidoptera, Noctuidae. The record is from the annotation of a GenBank genome assembly.